Carlito syrichta (Philippine tarsier) is the source of this 7597-nucleotide messenger RNA. It is a transcript of the gene ZNF318, whose product is annotated as zinc finger protein 318. The transcript has 10 exons. Gene Ontology annotation, molecular function: nucleic acid binding; zinc ion binding. The record is from RefSeq and is a predicted model, not a curated record. The coding region runs from base 1 to 6513 and encodes 2170 amino acids. Lineage: Eukaryota; Metazoa; Chordata; Mammalia; Primates; Tarsiidae. Gene Ontology annotation, cellular component: nucleoplasm. Gene Ontology annotation, biological process: negative regulation of DNA-templated transcription; positive regulation of DNA-templated transcription.
AUGCCGGGGCCUGGCAGCUCCCUGGCAGCCCCGGAGCUUCAUUUACACAAUAACGGACUCCGGGCUCGCACGGACGCCCGGUCCCAAGUGCGUGCUUCGUUUUUUAGGAAUGGGCGCUUCCUCUCACUGUGGAGACGCUCUCCUGGUCUGCGUCCUGACUCUUCUUUGGAUCAGAGCUUAAGGAUCACUGUUGGUAAUGACCAUUUCUGUGUUAGCACACCAGAACAGCGACGACUUAGUGAUCGACUGGGAUCACCAGUGGAUAAUCUGGAGGACAUGGACAGAGAUGACCUAACUGAUGAUUCUGUCUUCACCCGAAGCUCCCAGUGCUCUCGGGGUCUUGAGCGAUAUAUUUCCCAGGAGGAGGGGCCUCUCAGUCCUUUCUUGGGACAACUUGAUGAGGACUACCGAGCAAGAGAAACUUUCCUGCAUCGAUCUGAUUAUAGUUCCCAUGUCAGUUGUCAUGAUGAGCUGUUGCGGGGAACAGAACGGAAUAGAGACAAACUCAAAGGUUCCUACUCUAUACGAUCUGAGGAAAGGAGCCGGGAAGCCAAAAGACCCCGUUAUGAUGACACGGAGAAGAUACACAGCAUGGGAGGGGAUCACCCAAGUUUUACAUCAGGGACCCGCAACUAUCGACAGCGCAGACGAAGCCCAAGCCCUAGCCCUAGAUUUCUAGAUCCUGAGUUUCGAGAGCUGGAUCUUGCCAGGCGAAAGCGAGAAGAAGAGGAGGAACGAAGUAGGAGCUUGAGUCAGGAGCUGGUGGGAGUUGAUGGUGGUGCUACUGGCUGUUCCAUCCCUGGAUUGUCAGGUGUCCUAACAGCGUCGGAGCCAGGAUAUUCUUUGCAUCGACCUGAGGAAGUAUCUGUGAUGCCCAAGAAGUCCAUUCUGAAGAAACGGAUUGAGGUGGACAUGGAGCCUUCCAUACAGGUUGAGAGUUUUUCCAGCAAUACCAGCUCCAGCCAGGAUCACCCUCUCUACUCUGGACACCCAUCUCUUCCACUAAGUGGUGCUAUUGCUGCUUUUGCCUCAGAGAUUGAAAACAAGGGGACUAUGGUAGAGACUGCCCUUAAUAAGGAACCUCAGGGCAGCCUUUACCAAUGGGGUCCCCUCCCUGGGAUGCCCAAAGACAACAGUCCUCUCAGAGAAAAAUUUGGAAGCUUUCUGUGUCACAAGGAGAAACUGGAUUUGAAGGCUGAGGGACCUGAGCGACACACAGACUUCUUGCUGCCCCAUGAGAGAGCUAGCCAGGAUGGCAGUGGUUUUUCCCGCAUUCUGAGCAUGUUAGCUGAUUCUACCAGUACACAGGAAAAAAGGCGACGUAGCUUCCCUGACAUUGAGGAUGAGGAAAAAUUUCUCUAUGGGGAUGAAGAAGAGGAUUUAAAGAUAGAAUCCCUACCAAAGCCCCUUGGGGGCUCUGAGAGUGAUGUUAUGCGGCAAAAGGCAAGCUCUCUGCCCUCUUCUGCUCCAGCUAUAAAGCUGGAAUCACUAGAAGAGACCAACCCAGAAUAUGCCAAGAUUCAUGACUUGCUCAAGACCAUUGGGCUGGAUAUUGGAGUAGCAGAGAUUAGUAAGCUGGCUGCACGCACCCAGGAACGACUUCAUGGCAAGAAGCCAUCAUCACGCUCUUCAGCUGACCGCCAUUCUUCAGUUGACCGACACUUUUCAGCUGACCGCUGUUCCUCAGUUGACCAUCGUUUCUCAGCUGAUCGGCAUUCCUCAGAUCCUCACAGAGUAGAGAACAGGGAGACACACCAUAGUAAUACCCACUCCCCAGAGGUGUCCCAUCCACACCCUGCCUCCCCUGUGGAUCCUUACUUGCUCACAAAAAAUAGUCCCCCAUUUCUAAAAUCUGACCAUUCAUUGGGUCAUAUUUCAGGACCAGAGUUGGUUGGCAGCGGAUUUCAGUCAUCUGUUGCAGUCAGGUGCAUGUUGCCAUCAGCUCCAUCGGCCCCAAUUAGGCUUUCACAUUCUACUUCUUUAUCUCAGUUUCAUGUGCCAAGGGCCUCUCAGUUUGCUGCAGCUCGGAUACCUCCAAACUACCAGGGACCUGCCAUUUCCCCUGCCUCCUUUGAUGCCUAUAGGCACUACAUGGCAUAUGCAGCCUCAAGAUGGCCCAUGUACCCUGCCUCUCAACCAUCAAACCAUCCUCUCCCUGAACCACAUAGGAUAAUGCCAGCAACCAAACAAGCUACUCGUAGCCGACCCAAUCUCCGUGUGAUCCCCACUGUGACUCCUGAUGAGCCCAAGCAGGAAGAGUCAGUGCUAGGCUCAAUUCCUGCAGCCCAAGUGCCUGUCCAGGUGUCCAUCCCAUCGCUCAUAAGAUAUAAUCCAGAGAAGAUCUCUGAUGAGAAGAACUGUGCUUCCCAGAAGCAGAAGGUUAUUGAAGAGAGGGAAAAACUAAAGUGUGACCGGGAAGCCCGUCAGAAGAAGAUGUACUAUCUCAGGACUGAGUUGGAGCGGCUUCAUAAACAACAAGGGGAAAUGCUACGCAAGAAACGAAGGGAAAAGGAUGGCCACAAAGACCCACUUCUAGUGGAGGUGAGUCGGCUUCAGGAUAACAUUAUGAAGGACAUCGCAGAGCUACGACAAGAAGCAGAAGAGGCAGAAAAGAAGCAAUCUGAACUGGACAAAGUAGCUCAGAUCUUGGGAAUUAACAUCUUUGAUAAAUCCCAGAAAUCUUUAAAUGACAAAGAGCCUACUGAGAAGCCUGGGAAAGCAGAAAAAUCCAAGAGCCCAGAAAAAGUGUCAUCAAACUCUUCCAACAGCAAGGAAUCAAAGGUUAAUAAUGAGAAGUCCCGUACUAAGAGCCCCAAGCCUGCGGAAAGCCCCCAACCAGUCACUAAGCUGUCUGAUCAGCCCACUGCUGCUUAUGAGUAUUAUGAUGCUGGCAAUCACUGGUGCAAAGAUUGCAACACCAUUUGUGGGACCAUGUUUGACUUCUUCACCCAUAUGCACAAUAAGAAGCACACACAGACACUGGAUCCCUACAACAGACCUUGGGCUUCAAAGACCCAGAGUGAGGCCAAGCAAGAUGCUGUAAAGCGCACUGACAAGAUAACUGUUCCUGCAAAAGGCUCUGAGUUUCUGAUUCCUGUCACUGGAUUUUACUGCCAGCUCUGUGAGGAAUUUUUGGGGGAUCCAAUUUCUGGGGAGCAACAUGUGAAGGGUCACCAACACAAUGAGAAAUACAAGAAAUAUGUAGAUGAAAACCCAUUGUAUGAGGAGCGGCGGAAUCUGGACCGCCAAGCUGGCUUGGCUGUGGUCCUAGAGACAGAACGGCGACGGCAGAGUGAGCUAAAGCGCAAACUUAGUGAGAAACCAAAGGAGGAGAAGAAAGAAAAAAAGGCAAAGGUAAUGAAAGAACUAAAGGAGGAUGACAAAGUCUCUGAGGAAUUAGAAGAACAACUCUCUGAGGGUAGGAACUCCCCCGAAAAAACUGAAAAUAAAAGAAAUGCUAGCGUCAAACUCCAAUUAAAAGAAGAAGUAAAGAAGGAAUCACCAGCAUCAUCAUCUUUUGGGAAAUUCAGUUGGAAGAAACCAGAAAAAGAAGAGGAGAAAAGUUCACUGGUGGCCCUAAGUAUCCCUAAAGAAGAGAUUGUAGAAAGUAGUAAGGACAAAGAGGAUGGCAAAGCUGAAGCUGGGAAGGCAAAGCCCAUCAAAAUCAAGCUCUCUGGGAAAACUGUUGUUGCACAUACGAGCCCUUGGAUGCCUGUUGUGACAACUUCAACGCAGACUAAGAUCCGACCCAACCUGCCUAUCCCAUCCACAGUACUCCGCAAGUCAGGUUCAGCCACCGUGAGCAAGCCAGCUCCUCUUAACACCUUUCUGUCCAUCAAGUCCUCUGGAACCACUGCUAAGCCUCUGCCAGUGGUUAAAGAGUCUUCUGCUGAUCUCCUCUUGCCUCCAGACAUCAUCUCCAAAGCAUUUGGAGGGGAAGAGGUGAUCCUAAAAGGGUCUCCAGAGGAAAAAAUGGUGUUGACUGAAAAGAAUGAGCCAUCCCAUAUACCUGAGCAAAUGCUCCCACCUCCUCCACCCCCCCCACCCCCACCUCCUCCACCCCUCCCAGUUAUACCUCAUCCAGCUGCCCCAUCUCCUGCUCAAGCAAAUGAUGUCUUGACUCCAGUAAAAUCAAACCCAGUUGUAUCUCAUACUCUCGGCCCUGGCUUCGUGGGUCCUAAGGUUUUGAACCCAGUGUUGCCUAUAGCCUUUAUGGCCUCAGCACAGCCAGCUGCCAUUCCUUCUGAUGAAACAGCUCCAGGGGUGAGUGAGAGUGAUCGGGAUCAGACCUUAUUUUCUGUGUUAGUACGUCCUCCACCACCCCUCUCAAGUGUGUUCAGUGAACAAGCCAAAAAAUUGGAGAAGCGAAAUUCUUGUUUAGCCACAGCCAAUGCUAAGGACCUGUAUGACAUAUUCUACAGUAGUGGUGGAAAGGGGACCCCUGAGACUAAGCUGAGUAGUGGUCUGUUGGCCAACGGGGAAAACAGCAAUCUCUCUAGAACUGAAAGUUCAGACACUUCUGUCACUUCUCCUUUGAACAGCAGAACAUCACAAGAGGAGUUGCAUCAAGAUAGGGGUUUGGUUACUGCUCCUGUAGUCAGCAACUCUGAAAAGCUCAUUGCAAAAAUUCCAGUGUCCCUAGGGAAAUGGUCAGUUGUACACCCAAAAAGGAGAGGCAGCAGCUUUCUACAGCCUCUGACAAGGUUGUGCCAAAGCAGGUCUUAUGAAAGUAAUACCCCAAAGACAGACUCUCUGCCCGUGUGGACUUCUAGCUCCUUCCAGAGUGAAACUAAAAGGGAUUUAUCUCCAGAGGGGAAAAUUGAGCUUGACCUGGGAGAGCCAGGGCCACCUGGUGUAGAACCAGCUCCUCAGCUGUUAGAUAUACACCAUUAUACCAAGGAAUCUCAGAAGUUGGUAGAAAUCCACCUCAGAGAAUCUAGUAACCAGGAGAAGGAAAGCCAAGAACUCCGCCAGUCUGAGGAUUGUAGAGAAAGUGAGGUAGAGACAAACAGUGGACUAAAAGGAAAGGUAACAGUGCUCUCUGAGGGGAUGGUUGAAGAGGAAGCAGGUAUUGUUAGGCCCCACCACAUAAAAGAUUCUAACUUGAACCAUGGGAACAGAUACAUGUGGGAGGGAAAAGUAAAACAGCCCAAGUUGCUAAUAAUUAACAAAGAGGCUGAACAGUCCACAAAAUUGAUGACAGGAAAUGAAACUCCAAGUAAAGUAGUGAUUGAAUUAAGUGCACAGGCUCUUUCAUCCACAAGGGCAAAAAAAGACUUAUUUUCUUCUGAAGCUAGGUCCUUACUCCAGAACUCACAAGAUAUACCUGUGAAAAUUUCUACUCCAGAAUUGCUUCUUCAGUCCCCAGCCAGAUCAGCUGUGUGUUUAACAGAUCGUUCUGAGAAAGGAGUUUCAGCUGGUAGUGAGGAGUGGCUAGAAAAUUCAGCUCCAGAAUCAGUUUCUAGAACUUCUAGAUGUGGAAGCCUCAAACUCAAGAGAGAAAGUUCAAAAGACUUUCAAGGUAAAAAGAUCUAUGAGCUGGCUGUUCGGGAUGAAAACAAGAAUAGGCCUGAGACCUGGGAAAGCCCAGAGAAACCAGAAGUGGAAACCCUGGAGCUACAAGAUGCCCAUUCAAAAUUAACAGGGACAAUAGAAAGCAAGACCUUAGAAGACCUUGAAGCUACAGACUUAAAAGUAGAGGAACUUGCUGCCUUGGGAAAUCUGGGGGAUAUGCAUGUUGAUUUCUGCAAUACUCGGGCAGACCCAGCACAUAGAUCCCCAACUGCCCUGUUUCAGAAAGUGUGUGAAGAAAAUACAGUAUCAUCUACAGGGUGUAAUUCCUCUACUUCCUCUGAGUUUGAACCAAUAUCAUCUUUUUCUGGCUUUCCGUUAGAUUCUCCCAAAACCUUGGUGCUUAACUUUGAGACAGAAGGUAAGCAAAUCUCAUCUAAUCCAAGAAGUGUCAGAAUCACUUCUAACAUUUUGAAAACUGGACUUCCUAUAGAAAAUGUUGACUGUAGCUUGGGAGCCUUAGAGGGAACACAUCAGGCCCUUGACCUGUUAGCAGGAGGAGUGAUGCCUGAUGAAGUAAAAGAAACUUCCCGAUUAGAGAAACAAGAGUCACUCAGAUUGGAAUCAGAAAUAAUUACUCCUACAGGCCUUGGGCCAUCUCCUUGCCUUCCAGACCUUGUUGACUUUGUUACACGAACAUCUGGAGUUCAAAAAGAGAAACUCUGUUCUCCACUUUCUGAGCCAGGAGACCCUCUUAAGUGUAGUUCCCUGGAGAUGGGCCCACUACAACUAGAGAUACCGAAUGCAUCCAUUAUAGACAUGGCAAUUCCUCAAGUAGGUGAUGACAACGGCAACCCUUUGAAUUUGGUAAAAACUCCAGCUUCACGGUCCCCUCCAAGGGAGCAGGUAGUUGGAGGUAUUAUGGUCCCUCAGGAAAUCCCUGAAGAAGAAACUACAGUUAACGCCAUCCAGGACCACACAGAAUCCAGUGUUCACAAAUAAGAGUUAACACCCAGAGCUACUUGUGGAUGAAUCAAAUUGGCUUCUAGAAAUCAGAUGCCCAGAUGAUCCAGGACUGGUUUGCUAUCUCAUCUGGAACCUACGCCAAGAGAUGCAGUCAGCAUCUUACAGUAAAACGUUUGUGGAAGCUAACAGAAAUUUACCUCCCUUUUUCCUUUCCCUUUAAAAUAUCAGACAAAUCAAUAACUUCUAUACAUAACUGUAAAAAGUAUUUUCUGUUAAUUUUUUUUUUUGGCCAAUUUAUUUUCUCCUACUUUGUCAUUAAAAUCAAACAUCUAUCUGGCUCAACACACAGUGUGCUUUGAUUGUAUUUUGGCUUUGACUCUGCCAUUUCUGGAAUGUGGGGGAGGAGGGAGACAGAGAGCUGACCUCUCCAGUUGCUGUGUUGUAUUCCUACUCAAUUUCCGGGGCAGCUGACGGAUCUCUGGGGGAAACACCAGAAGGUUUGCUGAAAUGGAAAGCCUGAAGGAAGAAUUAUUUAUCUCUUUGGCUUCCAUUUGGAUAGGCCUGCCUUAACAUAGUUUCAAAUGCACCGUGAGUAGCUCUUUUGUUUACUGUUUACUUCCCUUAUUGGCAUGUCAACUCCUGUACUUCCCUUACUGUGUUGCCUUCCUUUGAGAUGGUUCUGCUAACCCACAAACCUGUUUGGAAAUGACCUCAGUAAACAUGGAAGGAAAUCUGGCAGGCUCACUUUUAGAAGACAACAAAUCGGUAAGGCUUAUUUGUGGCUCAAUGCCAAGAGCAGAUAUGCUUUUGGGAUAACUUUUAUUUUUGAAAUGGACUUUGUUUAUUGUAUUGUGAUCCAGUAACAUUUUGUAUUAAAUUGUUUAGCAGCCAUUUCUGUUCUGAAGAAGUAGAAGAUCUGAAACUUGUUUUGGGAUCGGACUCAUUCCCUGUUCCACAAACCCAUAUGUAUCCUUUCCUUUACCUCCUCCUUUCCCAGUUUAUUUCCACUGUAGAGUGAUGUUUUGGGUUGUACAUUUUGUUAAAAAGAUUAAAGAAUUUAUGAGUUGGCUUGGACAAGUUUAUUUUUAAUGUAUUAAUUGGAAUAAAUGCAUUAAUCUCA